Molecule: messenger RNA, 3096 nt
Organism: Tripterygium wilfordii
Lineage: Eukaryota; Viridiplantae; Streptophyta; Magnoliopsida; Celastrales; Celastraceae
Product: acetyl-coenzyme A synthetase, chloroplastic/glyoxysomal
Exons: 20
Coding region: 605-2869 (754 amino acids)
Molecular function (GO): AMP binding; acetyl-CoA synthetase activity
Source: RefSeq, a predicted model, not a curated record
UCCUCUUUCAUCUGCAAGGGUUUCUUCAAAAAAGCAUAAACCCUAAACCAGACCUUCUGCUACACAGCCUACACCACUCUCUUGCAAAACUUACAGUUUGCGGAAACGCUAUGGAGGUUUACGAUCUAGAAAAUUUGUGACACAUAAGGCACCAGCACAAUCAUUUCAGAGGUCUAGAAGUUCUUCACGGGUGCAAUCCUGCUAGUUCGGGUUCAACAAGAAUUGGGUUUCUUGGCAGGAAAGCUCGGGAUUGCGGCUGGAAAAAAUGGAAGAGAUUGAGAGGAUAAAAUCGAAUUGCUUGUAUCGCAGUUUCAACCUUUCAAGGUCGUCAUCGGCCUUUCUUGGAUUCUACGUACCAUCAGCUGCCUAGUCUCCGUCUCUGGACAGAGACAGAGAAUAUCCUCAGGAGGCGGGACUCGUCCUCCAAGGCAUAAACAAGUUGGUGGGUUUUGAAUUCGGGUCACAACCCACAAAAGGCAAGGUAAGGAAAGGAAAGGAAAGGAAAGGAAAGGAAAGGAAAAGGGGGUUGGUAAAGAGAAGACUUUGCCGGCGCUGCGUGGCUGGUGCUAAGUUGCUAAAACUACAGGAAAGGAGAAAUUCAACGAUGGGGUUGAUGAUUGCACAUGGUUCAGCAUCGUAUCCAUUAUUAUAUAAUAACGGCAAACCUCUUCUCACCGGAGUUGUCGGAGGGUCUGCAGCGAUUCAAGCUCCAAUUUUGCCUCCAAUUCUUAUCCGCCAGAAGCUGAAUUCGCCUUUGUCGACGUCCAUGGCAUCGAAUCUGACCACCCAGAAUCACCUGCGCCAGGUAGAGUCAAUGUCCACUCUGCCGUCGGGCGCCAGCAGGACUACCCAACUCAACGCCGUGAUCUUGGGCGAGGCCGUUGCCUCCGAAGAGGAUGAUCUCGUCUUUCCCAGCGAUGACUUCUCGCGCCAGGCCCUCGUUUCCUCUCCCCAGCAGUAUUUGGAGAUGUAUAAAAGGUCAGUGGAAGAUCCAGCUGGAUUUUGGUCCGAUAUCGCUUCCCAGUUUUACUGGGAGCAGAAAUGGGGUCAAACUCAUCCAGUCUGCUCUGAAAAUCUCGACGUCGCCAAGGGUACCAUCAAGAUUGAGUGGUUCAAGGGAGGUAUCACCAACAUUUGUUAUAAUUGCCUGGAUAGAAACGUUGAGGCUGGACUUGGCGACAAGAUUGCCCUUUACUGGGAAGGCAAUGAACCUAGUUUUGAUGGCUCUCUAACGUAUUCCCAGCUGCUCGAUAGAGUUUGCCAGCUUGCAAAUUACUUAAAGGACAUUGGUGUUAGAAAGGGCGACGCUGUUGUCAUUUACUUACCCAUGCUAAUGGAACUCCCCAUCACUAUGCUCGCAUGUGCCCGCAUUGGUGCUGUUCACUCGGUUGUAUUUGCUGGAUUUUCUGCUGAAUCUCUUGGACAACGAAUUGUGGACUGCAAGCCAAAAGUCAUAGUUACUUGUAAUGGAGUUAAAAGAGGUUCAAAGCUCCUCAACCUAAAGGACAUAGUUGAUGCUGCCCUCACUGAUUCUGCCCAAAAUGGAGUUUCUGUAGAUGUGUGCCUAACCUAUGAAAACAAAUUGGCAAUGAAGAGGGAAGACACCAAAUGGAAUGAGGGGAGAGAUAAAUGGUGGCAGGAUGUUGUCCCUAAAUAUCCAAAUACUUGUAAAGUUGAGUGGGUUGAUGCGGAAGAUCCUCUUUUUCUGCUUUAUACUAGUGGGAGCACUGGAAAACCAAAGGGCGUUCUCCAUACAACUGGUGGCUAUAUGGUAUAUACUGCAACAACAUUCAAGUAUGCAUUUGACUUCAAACCAUCAGAUGUCUACUGGUGCACAGCUGACUGUGGUUGGAUCACUGGGCACAGCUACGUCACAUAUGGACCCUUGCUCAAUGGAGCAACUGUUAUUGUAUUUGAAGGGGCUCCAAAUUAUCCUGAUGCUGGACGUUGCUGGGACAUUGUUGACAAGUACAAGGUGACAAUAUUCUACACUGCCCCCACGUUGGUGCGGUCCCUGAUGCGUGAUGGCGAUGAGUAUGUUACUCGCUACUCACGCAAAUCCUUGCGUGUCCUUGGGAGUGUAGGUGAACCUAUCAAUCCAAGCGCAUGGAGAUGGUUUUUCAAUGUAGUUGGAGAUUCAAGAUGUCCUAUAUCUGACACUUGGUGGCAAACUGAAACUGGUGGUUUUAUGAUGACUCCGUUACCGGGUGCCUGGCCACAAAAGCCUGGCUCUGCUACAUUUCCUUUCUUUGGAAUACAGCCAGUUAUUGUGGAUGAGAAGGGCAUUGAGCUUGAAGGGGAAUGCAGUGGUUAUUUGUGUGUGAGAAGCUCAUGGCCUGGGGCGUUCCGAACUCUUUAUGGUGAUCAUGAAAGAUAUGAAACCACAUACUUCCAACCAUUCCCGGGCUAUUAUUUCAGUGGUGAUGGCUGUAGAAGGGACAAAGAUGGAUACUACUGGCUUACUGGAAGAGUUGAUGAUGUCAUCAAUGUUAGUGGUCAUCGCAUUGGCACAGCAGAAGUGGAAUCUGCUCUAGUCUCACAUCCCCAGUGUGCAGAAGCUGCUGUUGUUGGUGUUGAGCAUGAGGUUAAAGGGCAGGGCAUAUAUGCAUUUGUUACAGUUGUGGAGGGUGUUCCUUACAGUGAAGAACUCCGGAAAAGCCUUACACUCACAGUGCGGAAGCAGAUUGGAGCAUUUGCAGCACCGGACAAAAUCCACUGGGCGCCUGGCCUUCCAAAGACGAGAAGUGGAAAGAUAAUGCGGAGAAUUUUGAGAAAAAUUGCUUCCAAGCAGUUAGAUGAGCUCGAGGAUACAAGCACGCUUGCGGAACCAAACGUCGUCGAUCAGCUUAUAGCACUUGCUGAUAGCUGAAACAGGCUGCAACAUUGUAUGGCAAGAGUUGAUCACCAAACCUUUCAGAUUUUAAAUUCAUUAUGCGGUUGUCAAAUUCUUGUGAGAAUAAUGUAGACUGCACCCAUGCCAAUGUAGAUUGUGUACCUUUGCACAACUUUUAUACUAAGGUGAUGUGGGCUGUACUCAUGAACUCCAAAGGGCAGUUGCUCAUUCAAUAAGGUUGAUUUAUACUACUAUUCUUAACA